Sander lucioperca (pikeperch) is the source of this 1932-nucleotide messenger RNA. It is a transcript of the gene pigb, whose product is annotated as phosphatidylinositol glycan anchor biosynthesis, class B. The record is from RefSeq and is a predicted model, not a curated record. The transcript has 12 exons. Gene Ontology annotation, cellular component: endoplasmic reticulum membrane. The coding region runs from base 266 to 1843 and encodes 525 amino acids. Gene Ontology annotation, biological process: GPI anchor biosynthetic process. Gene Ontology annotation, molecular function: alpha-1,2-mannosyltransferase activity. NCBI's taxonomy places the organism in Eukaryota, Metazoa, Chordata, Actinopteri, Perciformes, Percidae.
AGUGCGGAAGCGCAGUUAAAACAUGAUCACGGUUCACUCCUCUCCUAACUGAAGUUCAUUUGAAAUAAUCGUCGUUUAGUUAAAGAUGUAAACGUUUAAUAGUGUUGGUUAAAUAAACGGAAGGAUUGUGCAGCUUGUUCACCUUUAGUACGUGACCAACAACAGAAAUAUUACGUUAAUUUUGUGUAUUUAAACUUCACUGUGUCACAGGUGACUUAGCUACAUCCUGACAGGUGUUCUGUGUUGUGAUAGACAAAAUGUCCACAUGGAGAACAUCCGAUCACGUCUGAAAUUUGGGAAUAAAGUCGAAGCUGUGAAACUGAGGAAACGAAAAUCCCAACUGUACUCGCAGGAAGAUGAACGUCUUCUUAACGACGGUAGGCUGAGAACCAGAGUUGCUGUGUUUUCUGUGGCAUUCAGACUGAUCAACUGCUUCCUGGUUCAGACCAGCUUCGUCCCUGAUGAGUACUGGCAGUCUCUGGAGGUUUCCCAUCGGAUGGUCUUCAAUUAUGGGUAUCUGACCUGGGAAUGGAAGGCCGGAAUAAGAGGAUUCACCUAUCCACUCUUCUUCGCAUUCAUAUACAAGAUAUUAUACUUCGUGAACUAUGACUCAGUCGAACUCCUGAUAUGGCUUCCACGAAUAAUUCAAGCACUCUUCGCUGCGUUUGCAGAUGUCAAAUUUUUCUUCCUCAUCCGAAAGUUGGAAAGUCGUGACGUUGCACAAUGGACGUUCUUCUGCCAUAUGUGCUCGUGGUUCUCGUGGUACUGCUGCACCAGGACUCUGACCAACAGCAUGGAGACCACCAUCACUUGUCUGGCUCUAUUUUACUUCCCCCUCCCUGGAUCCAAAACACACAGCAGCAAAAUAUAUUUGACCCUGGUCGCCUUAGCUGUCAUCGUUCGACCGACCGCCCUGAUUGUCUGGUUUCCUUUGCUCAUGUACCAUUUCUGGCAGGAAGAUAACAAACUGAGGCUCAUCACUCAUAACUUUAUUCCUAUAGGAGCUUUGGCUGUUGUGAUUUCAACAGUGAUCGACUGUAUAUUUUAUGAAAAGUGGACCAUGGUGCAGUUCAACUUCCUGAAGUUUAACGUCUUCAACAGCGUGGCCGAUUUCUACGGCUCUCAUCCCUGGCACUGGUACUUCACUCAGGGGUUUGCCGUUGUGAUCGGUCCGCAUCUUCCGCUCUUUCUUCAUGGGUGCAGCCUUGCCUUCAAAAGAUACAAAAUUCUGUUAGCGGCGGUCGUUUGGACAAUCGUGGUCUACAGUUUGCUUCCUCACAAGGAGUUCAGAUUCAUCUAUCCGGUGCUGCCUUUCUGUAUGAUCUUCUGUGGGAUAUCUUUGGCUAAUUUGAAAGCGUGGCGACGAGCUGCUGCGUCCGUCCUGUUAGUGAGCAACCUGUUUGCAGCUCUGUACACCGGGCUGAUCCACCAGCGAGGCACUCUGGACGUCAUGAGCCACCUCCAGACACUAUGUGACGUCGGCAGCGCCUCCACCCCUCCGCAGCCAGACGUCCUCUUCCUCAUGCCCUGCCACUCAACGCCUUUUUACAGCCACGUCCACUGCCCGAUGAAGAUGAGGUUUCUCGAGUGUCCUCCAGAUCUCGGAGAGGAGGGUCACAUCGAUGAAGCAGACAGGUUCUACGACGACCCUCUUCACUGGCUCAGAACUUCAUUUCCAUACAAAUCUUCUCUACCGACCCAUCUGGUUUUGUUCAAUAUUUUGGAGAAGGAAAUCUCCGUGUUUUUGCAAGGGAAUCACUUUGUGAGGACAGCAGAGAUAUUUCAUACUCAUUUCCCCGAGGGAAGAGUUGGAGGAAGCAUCUUUAUUUAUGAAAGGCACUGACAAACACUGGAACAACGGCAAGUUUUAUUCCUUAAUGACAAUGUCACAUGAUAUGGAUUUGCUACUGAAAUAAAUAUUUUAAACUCAAA